CCUCCUGUCCCCGGGGUGUCCCCCCGCUGUCCCCAGGCUCACGAGCGGCUGGAGGAGCGCAAGCUGGAGGCGGUGCGCGGGGACAACCUGGCGCUGGUGCAGGAGAUCCUGCGGGACAUCGGGUGCCUGGCGCGGCCCGAAGCGCAGGGAGCGGCGGCGGAGCUGGCCCGGAUCCUGCGGGAACCGCAUUUCCAGUCGCUGCUGGAGACCCACGACUCRGUGGCUGCCAAGAGUUACGACCCUCCCCCGAGCAGCCCCGGCCCGGAGCCCUCGCUGGGGUCCCAGCCCGUGCCCCCCGAUGCCGUGCGCAUGGUGGGGAUCCGAAAAGCGGCCGGGGAGAACUUGGGGGGCGCUGUGCGUGUGCGCGGGGGUCGUGCGGGGCUGGCUGCGCCGGGCGCGGGGGGGACACCGUGGCGAGGGGAGCUCCUAGAGAGGGGGACACGCGUGACCGGGGGUSCCGAGUGUCCCCACCCCCCCCGCGCGUGCCCUGGGGACACACAAGGGCAGUGCGGAAAGCGGAUCUCGGGAUUUCGGGGGUCCUUCCCYUUGAACCCCCCCGGUCCUCAGGUGUUUGUCAAGUGCCACUUCGACUACGACCCGGCCACCGACAGCCUCAUCCCCUGCAAGGAGGCCGGGCUCAAGUUCAUGGCCGGGGAUUUGCUGCAGAUCGUCAACCAGGAUGACCCCAACUGGUGGCAGGCGUGUCACGUGGAGGGUGGCAGCGCGGGGCUGGUGCCCAGCCAGCUGCUGGAGGAGAAGCGCAAGGCCUUCGUCAAACGGGACGGGGAGGUGGCCCCCACGUCGGGGGCUCUGUGUGGCAGCCUCAGCGGGAAGAGGAAGAAGAGGAUGAUGUACCUGACGACGAAGAACGCCGAGUUCGACCGGCACGAGCUGUUGAUUUACGAGGAGGUGGCGCGGAUGCCGCCGUUCCGCCGGAAAACGCUGGUGCUGAUCGGCGCGCAGGGCGUGGGGCGCCGCAGCCUCAAGAACAAACUCAUCAUGUCCGACCAGGCGCGCUACGGCACCACCAUCCCCU
Molecule: messenger RNA, 1036 nt
Organism: Malurus melanocephalus (red-backed fairy wren)
Lineage: Eukaryota; Metazoa; Chordata; Aves; Passeriformes; Maluridae
Product: MAGUK p55 subfamily member 2-like
Cellular component (GO): cell-cell junction; plasma membrane
Molecular function (GO): protein binding
Source: RefSeq, a predicted model, not a curated record